AGUUUCUGCCACUCUACCACCACAGAGGCCUUGGAUACCAUUGACCCGACCGAACAGAACUCGUCCUACUUGUAUAUUCACAGUGAUGUGUUACAACGUUCUAUGUGACAAGUACGCGACGCGACAGAUGUACGGCUACUGCCCCAGCUGGGCACUCGAGUGGGACUACAGGAAGAAGGGCAUCCUCGACGAGAUAAGACAUUACUCGGCCGACAUCAUCAGCUUACAGGAAGUGGAAACAGAUCAAUUCUACAACUUCUUCCUGCCCGAGCUGAAGCAGGAUGGUUACGAUGGUAUAUUCUCGCCCAAGUCCCGCGCCAAGACCAUGGGCGAAUCAGAGAGAAAGUACGUCGAUGGGUGCGCUAUCUUCUUCAGAUCUGCAAAGUUCGCUUUAGUAAAGGAGCACCUUAUAGAGUUCAACCAACUGGCAAUGGCUAACAGUGAGGGAUCAGAUAAUAUGUUAAACCGUGUCAUGCCGAAGGACAAUAUAGGGUUGGCAGCACUUAUCAAAACGAAAGAGGCGGCAUGGGAAAAUGGAUUACCAACAGAUUCAUCAAUGCUCGGUCAACCGAUCCUUGUAUGCACGGCGCAUAUACAUUGGGAUCCGGAGUUUUGCGACGUGAAGUUAAUUCAAACGAUGAUGCUGAGCAACGAGCUGCGGACGAUACUCGACGAGUCGGCGCGGUCGUUACGUCUGGCUGGCCAGAGAGACAACGUACAGCUACUGCUGUGUGGCGACUUCAACUCGUUGCCAGAUAGUGGUGUGGUAGAGUUCCUAUCGUCAGGCCGUGUGUCGUCCGAGCAUCGUGACUUCAAAGAGCUGGGUUACGCUGGCUCCCUUCGUCGCAUGCCCGGCUCCGAACACGAGUUUACGCACAACUUCAAACUCGCAUCAGCAUACAGCGAAGACAUCAUGCCCUAUACUAACUAUACGUUUGACUUUAAGGGUAUCAUCGACUACAUAUUCUAUAGCAAGCAAUCAAUGACCCCGCUUGGUCUCCUGGGACCUCUGUCUCAGGAUUGGUUCCGAGAGCACAAGGUAGUCGGAUGUCCACAUCCCCACAUACCUUCAGACCACUUCCCGCUGCUGGUGGAGCUGGAGAUGUGUCCGACGGCGAGCGCCAACUCCAACGGGCUCAUCGGGCGCAGGUAGCACGCGUCGCCGCGCGCGCGCAAGCACAAGCGGCACAGCGCCGCGUAGCGCACCACCCGCCCCGACCCACGCCGCCGCGCGCCUUCGGACUGCUGCCCAUCCUCCACUCUACGUCUGUUCAUCUUAUGCUUCCAUUAUACUAAACUUGUAACUCUCACACCGACUUGUUCGUGCGAUUGGAAGAAGUAGACGCAAAUUACGAAUUGUAUAUUUACCCUCAUUGACUACUUUCAUAAGAGAUUACCUAUAAAAACUUCUACUUUUCCCAACUCGCCCUAUGUCUAUUUAUCUAUAUUUAAAUUAACUGACCAAGAGGUUGCCUAGAUCGCAGGUGACGGUUACAGAGCUGCGUGUCGCCUCCGUCUAUUGUACUUCCUAUCUCGCUCACGUUUUCUGAACAAAUGUUUCAUGCACAGCUAUACAUAUACACUUUCCAAGAUCUAGGCAAUGCUCGAAUGAAUGCAACUUGUUAACUAUGCUGAUUAAAGUCAAAUUAAAUAUUGAUUCGUUGUUGAGAAAUAUAUAGUAGGUCGAAUAUUUCAAACUACAACCACUUAUAUCAAAGUUCACUCUAAAAUAUACUUUACAAAUAUCAGUAACUAGCUUAUGAAUCGUUUAUGUACAAAUAACUUAGUCUUAAGUACUUACUUAAAAUCAUCUCAUAGUAUACUCUGCGUUGUUUUUGUUAUCGCAUGGUUAGGACACAAGCCGUCUCCGACCUGGACGUUACUUUAGGUGAUAGUUACAAAUGUAUUUUGUAUACCGUUGCAGAUGAUACCGAACGUCGUUCUCUAUUCACUGGACAUUAGUACUGAACUAGUGCUCUAGUAAUUACUGUCUCGAAAUUUUGUUUUGCUCAAUAAAGUUUAGAAGUUAACACGAUCCUGUUUAGCCUGUGAGUUGAUUAGUUAAAGCAAAUUAGAAUUUACUAUAGUUAAAUUAAAUGAACGAAAUAUUUUAGAGAAAUAUAUUAUAAAGGAAUCAUUUUGUCUAAUGCCGCUGAAGUUCGUGCUGGAGAGGUGUGGUGGAUAUAUUUUUGUAUAGUUACAAUCAGGCAAUACAAGCACUGCCUCGGAGAGUACAAAGAAGCGGUGCUCGGCCGGCGUGUGCCGCGGCGUAUUGUUGCUACAACUAGAUGAAUUCUUUACGUUUCAGUGAACAGACAACGGACCCUAGAUUGUUAGUAUUACGUUAGUUAGAUGCAUGGGAAGUUAACAUGAAGCCUUUACAUUUUUGGGAGAUUGUAAGUUAGUUGUGCGUGGCGAAUGACAGUGCAAUUGAUUAUAACGAAUCUGACUAAAAUUAUGUAGUUGUUAUUUUAAAUAUUGAUUCAAUAAAAUAUGAAUGAACUAAAUUGUGACCUACGCUUAUUGUGUCAAUAAAAUUGUAUGGAAGAAUCGUAAAGAUACAUAUUUUUUCAGUCGAUAACGACAGCAAUUUUACGCUUAGUUUUUCGAUGUAUUAUACUAUACAGUUGAGGAAUAUUAAAUAGCAACGACCGCGGGAAAAAAUAAAAUGAUCAGGACGCCAUGUUCGUGUCUCAAUAAAUACUUCUUAAUUUCUUGGCGUCGCUCUGGUGUUUUACUUUUCAGUUAGAGCGCGGUACUGGCGGUACAGUCGAUUACAUAAUAAACAUUAUUUGUAACAUCAAUGUCCUCAUUUGUGAGAUUCAAACGUCCAUUUAUCAAUUAGUGAAAUAAAUUCCUCCACUGUAUAUUAUUUAGAUAAUAUUUUUGGGAUUAUUAUGCAAUGUACGUGUCUGUGAAGCGGUGGAGAUGCGAGGGCGUACCUUUAAGUCCUCGCGCCUCGACCUGCGAUGUGUGUGGGAUCAGUGAGACUAGUGUUCGGUGAGAAGGCGCGCCUUGCACGGGGACGAGUCCAGCACGACCCGCAGUACGGCAUACAUAGCAUACAUAGCGACCGACGUCCCCGCGCGGCGUGCGACCGUACUCGUACUUACGAACUUGUUAUAUAGACAUAGCGCGAUAGUUGGUACUUUCAGGGCCGGGUUGUAAGAUAGCUAUCAUAAAUCUUUAAUAAUGUAAUAGAAUAUUUGAAUUAUUUUUGAUACUUAAUUAACUAUUAUAAAGUUUUAUAUAGAGACCAUUGUUAAAUCUAACACUGCCUACAAAGUGACAUCACGUGUGUGCAAUAAAUUUUAAUAUCUUAAGUGAUAAUGUGAAGUGAUAUAGUGUUGUUUCAUAAAUAUAUUAUCUGACACGGACGUUGUGUUGGGACGAACAACUAGUUGCUGCAGCUCCGCGGAGUGGCUGCGGAACAGUGUGCACAUAGUGAUGUUUGCGUUCAUUCUAUUUUAUUUGAAUAGGCCGUUGCGUGCCUACUGCAGUCCUGCAAGAAGUUAUGUAACCUGAAGCAAUCAAAGCAAUAGAUAUAUAGUCGUAGCAGCUAGCAAUGAGUAUAGAAAGACAUAGUAGAGUCUGUAAUGACGAGUGAGUGCCUUUCGUAGUGAGGUGCUGAGCCGUGGUCUCCACAACAUCACUUGCCUCCCUUUACUUGGUAGGAUUGUGUUAGCCCCUCUCUUCCCCGCCCGAAGCGCAGUGCUCCAGCUUCGCGGGAUAUUAUUUGUCCUCUUCUACGCCGUUCGGUUAUUGUCCAGUGUUACGUGAACUUCUUGGUCGUGAAGACUGUCUCACUGAUCGGUUAAUGUAAUAUUUGGUGUAGGUUUAGGCAUCUCUAUCGAUAUUGUAGACUCGAUGACGUUCGGUUCGAUUGUCGGUAGUCGGUGUGGCGCUGAACAAAGUAGUGCGGCGGCCGUUGGGCCGGAGUUAGGUUAAUUGUGACAUCGAGUGUACCAACAAACUACUCAGCGAGACAUGUAUACCCUCCCUCUAUCUCCCGUACCCCUCGCGACUUAUAGACGUCUGUGCGUGUGUAACUGGAGAGUUGUGUAGCUUAGUGUAAGUCUUGAGUUUUAUAUGAAUGGUCUCCUUCGGCGGUCAGUUGCCACCGGACGCCCCCCUCCCUAGCUGUAAGUAGGUUAUAAUUUUGUUAUGUGACGAUCGAGACCCUCCCCAUUUGAAUUUACGCAUCAUUUUUGCUAUUCACAAAAUAGUUAUCGUUAGUUAUUAAGGUGUUUCAUUUGGUUUCGUAACUUUUUCAGUAUUCGCGUCGUCUCAAGGUCCGAUCAAAAAUUGCGAAACGAUGUUAGAUGCAUUUUAUUUUUAGUUUUAGUAAGUUUUUUAAUUGAUGUUCCGGAGGCGUCCGACGGCGAACCGCUCCACUCUAGUAAUAGCGGGUAUAGCAUACUGGCGUAGUACAAAUGUUUGUGUGAGUGUCGAUAGUAGUAGGCGUGGUUACUGCGUCGGCCAGGAACUCUGUGUAUUGCUAGUCAGGGCGCAGGUUGACGCAUCGCAUCCGACUCGCUGCUGAAGACGUUCAAUCCCGCGUCGUUGUAGCCAGCCGUGUACGAUCGAUCGAUCUCUUGCGCAAAGUUCUCGUUGUGAAGCGUUAGUUGUUUCUUCGGAAUAAGUAGUGAUAUUUACAAAACAAAAAAUUAAUCACCUAUAUUAUAAACAAAAACUAUUUGGACCACUGCAUAGUUGUAUCUACGCUUAUUUUUGUCAUCUCCAUCGGAAUUAUUUAUAUCGAAUAAUUGAUUUUGAAUAUUUUUAUUCAGUAUAUUAUAUUAUUAUGUAUAUCAAACGACAGGUGCUGUUGUAUUUAAUUUUUAAUGUUACUAAUGUGAUUGUGAUAGGGAUACGUCUCUCUUGUAAUCUAUCUGAUGUAUUGUGAAGAAAAAUUAAGCCAAAUCAUAAAAAGGGUAUAUUGAAUUAUUACUUUUAGGAUAAAGGAGUUAAAAUGAAGUUUUAUACGAAUCAAAUUUUACUACUGACGCUGUAUAAUUUUUCUAAGUACAGUAGAUUUAAAAUCAUAUCAUGAUGAUCUUGUUCUAGUACUCGUGUAAAUUAAUGUAGGUUUUUAAGACUGUUGUGACGUGACGCGGUGGAACUGGUCCGCUGUCCGAGCACAAAGUACGCGGCGACGCGCGACCUCACUACCUAGUUACAUGGCGGCGGAACGGUUCCACCGUACAAUAUCCAAUUUGCCUUCAUAGCACACGAAAUUUUCAAAUGUUAAAUUUAAGUUGACAUGAGUAUUCGAAAUGAUCCAAUGUUAAUUCACUUAAUUAAAGAUAUCCGCAUAUAGAUUUUUAAAAUAGUAGUGAGUAUUUUUGCAUUUACCGUGUUGUCAGUACCUAAUUAUACGAUAUCUUAUGAAGCAUAAUAACAAGGACUACAGUCCACCUCGGAACAAUAGCAAUACAAUAGGGCAACAAUUAUCUACUAAGAUUUGGCUUUACAUGAUUCUGUAUUCUGAGUUAUACUUACGCGAUUCCGUAACAAUUUAUUUGCCAUCGUAUAUUUUAUAAUAGUGUCAAUUUACCACCACAUUCAGUUUUUGCACUGCAACACAUAUCUCCAACUGUUACUAAAUGGACAGGCUGAGUCUGUUUUUUGUCCAAAAAUCAGUCCAGUCUUGGGAACUUGGAAUAUGAUGCAGGUGCAAGCCAAGCUAUGUUCACCAUACUGUAAGCGAUCCAUAGUCCGUUACAUAAUGACAUACACUAUACAGUAUUUAAAUAUACCAAUAGAAUAACCACGGUGCGUAAGUAUCGCUUAUGAAUAAUCUAGAGCUUUAUUGCAACAAGUUUAUCUUAUUUGUAGAACAUAUAUGAUCUCUUUAUUUUUAAUAGAAUUUUGAUGGACAUUUUUACUUAAUAGUUGUAGCAGUGUGUAGCGUUGAAAUAGGAAUUUUUAUCGCACAUUACAUUUGUUAUAUUCCACUGUAAUUAUAUUAAUUGAUUUACAUAAACUGAUGCCAUCCAAAAUUGUUAAAAAGCACUUUCUGUUCGUGUCGUUGAAACCUCUCCAUAAUUAUUAUAAUUAUUGAAUCGUCUUUUUAAUACAUAUUUCAUUUCAAUAUUGUGCUAUUGAUAAUUCCUUUUGGAAUAAUUUUAUUUGUACAUAAUACUUGUAUAAUAUCUUCAUUUCUGUUUAAUGUAAAUAUUCAAAACUGUAUUUGUAUUCUCCUGAUAGCUUUUCCAACGGGAGGCUUCAACGAUGCUUCUAAGUUUUGGAUAGUUCUUCGAAUGAACCACAUAAGCCUUCAUGUUGUGUGUAUAUUUAAUUUGUAAAUAUGUAAUUUCGAUAACAAUUAAUGCUAAACAACGAGCGAGCCGUCGCAUAUUGUCAGCCGGUUGGACUUCUGCGCACACUGAGCCCGACAGACACAGCUACGGAACACUUAGCCUUCUUCUAGGAACGACAGACAUUCCACAGGCACCGAAUUAGCUCAAUAUGAAAGACUGUUCGAGACUUUAAAAUGGAUAUCAUGAUAAUUAAAAAUAUUUUCUGAAGCACCUUAACGAGUUUACAAAAUGUGUUUUAUGGUGAUUUAAUGAUAAGAUCGCAAUGUUUAACUCACUAGUAUGUAAGGACAAAUGCUUUACGACACUGUGAUAGACAAUACAAAUUUACCUGAGAGAGACACCAUAGGCAUUUAUGAGAAAUUUAGGGGAAUUGUCAUUGAAAAGGAAUGUUACAUGUACUCUCAGAUUAAGAAACGGACACCGCUUGGCUUUGUGAUCAGUUUAAAGCAAAUGGUGAGACCGCAACAUUUGAUUUCAACACCUUAAAAUUAUGAUACCCGUAGUCACAGGAACAACCGGUGUUUGUUUCCCCACAAGUGUAUAAACAUCUAUUAAAGUACAAAGCGUAUGUGCAGAAGUUCGGUCGCGGCUCGAUACUGUGUUCGAGCGGCUGUGUGCGUGCGCAUGAGUGUGCUUGUGUGCCCGAGAGUGGCGUAGUCUGCGCCCGCGCGGCCCGCGUCUCGCUGUUCUGUUUGUUGAUACAUUAUGUAUAUUUGAAGGAAUCAAAAAUUAUAAGAUGAAUUUUA
This is a messenger RNA of Spodoptera exigua (beet armyworm), 7069 nucleotides long. NCBI's taxonomy places the organism in Eukaryota, Metazoa, Arthropoda, Insecta, Lepidoptera, Noctuidae. The record is from the annotation of a GenBank genome assembly.